Molecule: messenger RNA, 2132 nt
Organism: Saccostrea echinata
Lineage: Eukaryota; Metazoa; Mollusca; Bivalvia; Ostreida; Ostreidae
Exons: 20
Coding region: 1-2046 (681 amino acids)
Source: RefSeq, a predicted model, not a curated record
AUGUUUCGUGUCCACAACAGGAAAUUCCAUCCAGUUACUGCAGGGAGGGGUCCAAGGCACAGAGGCAAAUUCAGAUGGGGGUUUCAUGGUCCAAAAAUAAGAUUUAUUGAUAGACCAAUUCACAUUCCAGUUCCUUAUGCAGUUCAUAAAACAAGGUUCAUAGAUAGACACAUUCCUAUUUACAAAAAGAUUCAUAUACCCAUCAUUAAAAAAAUCCCGGUCAUCCGGACUGUGAUAGUCAGAGAAAAAGUUCCUAAACCAGUCCCAAUCCAUAAGGAAAUCAUCAGAACGAUCACUAAGAAAGUGAAGGUUCCAGUUAUUAAACGAGUUCCCGUUCCUAAGCCGGUACCGGUGAUAUACGAGGUUCCAGUGGAUCGACCAUUUCCUGUAGAAAAGCCUGUGGUUGUGGAAAAACCGGUCCCAGUUACAAAGGAAGUCCCAGUUCCUGCUCCUUUCCCAGUGUUUCCAAAAGAAAAUGUAGGAAAACCAGCAGACGGCGGUACUAUUUUUGUAGAUGCCGGUGGAAAAGGAGGCAAAAUUGGCGGUGGAAUCGACAAGGGAAUAGGGGAUAGAUUUGCAGGGAAAGGGGUCGAUGUUAAUGUAAAAAAUGUUGAUGUGAACAUUAACAACGUACGACCUAAUUUCGUUGGCGGAGGGGGAAUUGAUCAAGGCCUUGUUCCAAUCGGUGGAGGAGGAGGAGUUGAUCAAAGUCUCGUGCCAAUUGGUGGUGGGGGAAUUGAUCAAGGCCUUGUCCCCAUAGGUGGAGGUGGGAUUGACCAAGGCCUUGUCCCUAUAGGUGGAGGGGGAAUAGAUCCUGGUUUCAAUCGCCCAAUUGGUGGAGGGGGUAUAGAUCAAGGCCUCGUCCCAAUAGGUGGAGGGGGUGUAGAUCCUGGUUUCAAUCGUCCAAUUGGUGGAGGGGGGGGUGUAGAUCCUGGUUUCAAUCGUCCAAUUGGUGGAGGGGGUAUAGAUCAAGGCCUCGUCCCAAUAGGUGGAGGGGGUGUAGAUCCUGGUUUCAAUCGUCCAAUUGGUGGAGGGGGUAUUGAUCAAGGCCUAGUGCCUAUAGGUGGAGGGGGAAUAGAUCCUGGUUUCAAUCGCCCAAUUGGUGGAGGGGGAGGGGGGAUAGAUCCCGGUUUCAAUCGUCCAAUUGGUGGAGGGGGUAUUGAUCAAGGCCUCGUCCCAAUAGGUGGAGGGGGGAUAGAUCCUGGUUUCAAUCGUCCAAUCGGUGGAGGGGGUAUUGAUCAAGGCCUUGUCCCAAUAGGUGGAGGUGGAGGGGGUAUUGAUCAAGGCUUUGUCCCAAUAGGUGGAGGGGGUAUUGACCAAGGCCUAGUGCCAAUAGGUGGAGGGGGAAUAGAUCCUGGUUUCAAUCGCCCAAUUGGUGGAGGGGGUAUCGAUCAAGGCCUCGUUUCAGUAGGUGGUGGGGGGAUAGAUUCUGGUUUCAAUCGUCCUAGUAUAAACCCACCGAUCAUUGCUGUUGAUCCUCAGCCAGUUGACAAUGGAUUCAACCUUCCAAGUGGAGGAGUUGAUGCAAGUCUUAAUCGUCCAAUAUCAGUCGAUCCACUAAUCGAUACUGGACUUAUUGGAGAUACGUCCAUUAAUGCCGUUAAUCCAGGUCUUAGAGGGUCCAUUAAUGGUGGUUUCAUAGGAAGCGGAAUUGGUUUAGGUGUCGAACCAAACUUCGAUCGUUCUUUCGAUAACGGUUUCAACAGUCUUGACAAUUCAUUUGGAGGAUUUGAUAACAACGAUUUCUCUGUCUAUGAGGCCAGGCUAAACGCCAUAGCCCAAGGGCAAGGUGGAAUUCUUCCAGGUGGAGCAAUUGGGCAGGGGAUUUCGGCUAGCGACGUAGGGUUACCAGCCAGCGCGCAGAGCUUCGGACUAGGGCUGGAUGGAUCGGGUUUUGAAAGCGGAAGAGACAGUUUGCUCGAUUCAAACCUGGAUCUUUCAUCGAACCUCGGAGGGGCAGCUCUCAGUCCAGCAGCAAUAGCACCAGCUGCCUUUACUACCGGUGGGUCAUUUAGUGAUAAUGGAGGGACAUUGAGAACAAUAUGAGAUCAAUAUAUAUUGUUGGUUAACAAAGGGAUGGGUGUGGCUAUGGAGAUGAAGACCACGUGAUCGGUUGGAAUUCGCCGCCCGGC